This is a messenger RNA of Eurypyga helias (sunbittern), 708 nucleotides long. RefSeq names its product receptor (chemosensory) transporter protein 5 (putative) (gene RTP5). Gene Ontology annotation, molecular function: olfactory receptor binding. Gene Ontology annotation, biological process: protein targeting to membrane; protein insertion into membrane; detection of chemical stimulus involved in sensory perception of bitter taste. Bases 1 to 708 code for a protein of 235 amino acids. The transcript has 2 exons. Lineage: Eukaryota; Metazoa; Chordata; Aves; Eurypygiformes; Eurypygidae. The record is from RefSeq and is a predicted model, not a curated record.
AUGGGGAGCUGGCAGGACAUUUUUGAAGUGAAGAUGGUGGACAUGCACUUAGCAGACCCAUGGAUGCUUCAGGAGGACGAUACUCUGCAGGUCCAUGUCCUUGAGCCUGGCUGGAAGGAGUUUGUGCAGCGUCGUGCGUUUGGGAGGUUUCAGUGCUCCCAGUGCUUUCGUGAGUGGUCCUCAGCCAAAGUGCACAUCCUGUUCCACAUGCACCGGCACAGGGGCAAGGGCAUGGUGCGGAUGAGAGUCUUUCGCCAGGCGUGCAGGCGAUGCCCCAACCCCCCGCUGGAGGAGCCCAUGUUCAACCAGGAGACCAUGGAGAGGCUUCUGCACAACCUGGUGCUAAAGAUUCUCAAGUACUUCUACCACAUGCAUGUCCAGUCCUCUGACCUUCUGGAAGUCGUGGUGGACGCGCCGGUGGCAGGGCCACACGACAGCACCCGCUGCGAGGGCUGCCAGCUCGGCAUCUGCAGCAAGUCGAAGCUGGCCCUGGUGCCACAUGCCUGGGAGCCCCCAGUGGAUGCAGACGUGGAGAGGAUCCAUUACUCUCGGAAUCGCCAGAACACGAGACGCUACGCAACCCCAAUCCACACCCCCCUGCCCUGCAAUAGCAGCUUCCCCUGGAAACGCUGCUGCUGCAUCGGCAGCUCUUUGCUCUGCAUUUUGGCAGUGCUCCUCUUCGUCCUGCUUUAUUUCAUCAUGAAGUAG